AUGGAAAAUUCCUUUUACGAACCAACACAAAGGAGACACAGCAACAACAAUCUGGCAAACAUCAAAACUGAAAAUGUCUACACCACACCUAAACAACAAUCGUCACCAUCGCCAGGAAAUAACAUGGACACGGCGGAAUACAAACUUAACAUAGACAAUGUUAUGGUGUCGAUUGGUCCCAACAAUACCAGAAUACCCGCCAAAAUCUAUGAAAGUAUGAAUUGGAGUUCGGCAUCGAUUGCAACGCGUAAACUACUCAUGGCCAUAUUCGAUCGCAAAACCUUGGCAACGCAUUCGAUGACGGGAAAACCAUCACCAGCCUUCAAAGAUCAUGGCAAGCCAUUGAAACAAAUGUUAGAUCCAUCGGCAAUACAGGAUAUUAUUUUUGCCGUGACGCGUAAAUGUAAUGUCUCGGAAAAGGAGGUGCGCAAUGCCAUUACCACAAAAUGUGCCGAUGAAAAUAAAAUGAUGAAACUGCAAUUGAACAAGCGUACACCAAUGCGUGAAAUCAAAAAGGAAAAUACUAUUACCGUUAAGACGAAUAUGAUGAUGUAA
This is a messenger RNA of Musca vetustissima, 555 nucleotides long. RefSeq names its product protein insensitive-like. Bases 1 to 555 code for a protein of 184 amino acids. NCBI's taxonomy places the organism in Eukaryota, Metazoa, Arthropoda, Insecta, Diptera, Muscidae. The transcript has a single exon. Gene Ontology annotation, molecular function: transcription corepressor activity; DNA binding. Gene Ontology annotation, biological process: negative regulation of Notch signaling pathway; positive regulation of neuron differentiation. The record is from RefSeq and is a predicted model, not a curated record. Gene Ontology annotation, cellular component: nucleus.